GUGCGCGCCCCCGCGCUGCGCUGUGCUCGCUCGCGCGCUGCUCGGCUCUGAGAGAAGCGGAGAUGAACGGAACGGGCUCGUACGGCGCGGGCCGAGCCGGAGCCGGCCUCGACCCCCUCAGCUUCGCCAAGAGACCGCAGACCGUGCUCAGACUGCUGGCCUGGAUAUUCUCCAUGGUGGUGUUUGGCUCUAUAAUAAAUGAGGGCUACGUGAACAUGGGCAGCGAGCGGCUGCACUGCGUGUAUAAUAAAAACGCAGACGCCUGCAACUACGCCAUCACUAUAGGACUGGUGGCCUUCCUGGCCUGCCUCUUCUUCUUGGGUCUGGACAUCUACUUCCCUCAGAUCAGCAGCGUCAAGGACCGAAAGAGAGUCGUGCUGUUUGAGAUGGGCUUCUCAGGCUUCUGGACCUUCCUCUGGUUUGUGGGUUUCUGCUUCCUGGCCAAUCAGUGGAGCCGCACCUCCCCUGAAGAGCUGCCACUGGAGCAGGCCACAGAUGCAGCACGAGCGGCCAUCGCAUUCUCAUUCUUCUCCAUUCUGACCUGGGCGGCUCUGACGGCGUGCGCUGUGCAGAAGUUCCUGAUGGGAACGGACAUGACGCUCUUCACCACAGUGCCGACACCGGGCCAGCCGGAGCCCAAACAGCCGUACCCACCCAACGACGUGACCGGCCAGACCACCAUCCCCGUCAACAACGCGUACCAGAGCCCACCACUCAUCGAAACAAUGGAGACCACCACACCCGGCUACACGAUCACGCCAGCUUCUUUUUAAUUAAACCAGUGAGAGGAGGGAUAAUGCAGGAAACGAGGGGUGGGGGGGGGCGACUUCUUUAGUUAAAUGUAUUGUAAUUAGGGGUGUAAAUCUGUAAUGACAUCAUCAUCAAGAAACGAUUCAGUGGUGUAUGAAAUCAGAAAAUAAUCAAUUUGAUCACAGUUGGAUUGUUUUUGUUUGAUUUAUAUACAUUAAAAACAUAUAAAUACACUAAAUACACAAAUUUGAUCAAAAUAAUUAUCUGCUUUAUUUUUUGGUUAAAAUAGUCCAAAUUCCAAUAUAUAAAUGCAUUUUUAUACCCCUAAUUGUAAUAUUUAGCUUUUUAGUAGGGGUGGGUAGGGGGGCUACUACGCAUUCCUCAUGUAUGCACUGUAAAUGUAAAAUUAAAUCAAAUAUUAAUAAUAAUAUUAAUAAAGGAAAAAUGUAGCCUGGCUGUACAGCAAAUGCUGCCUUAAUGGGGCGUUUGUUUAGUUGCUUUUCCAAAUGUUUUAAGAGUUUAUGAAUCACAAAGGAAUGAGGAACAGGUACUGCUGAUCAGUGCUGAGCUAUUCUCAGGUUUUGGUGCCCUUUAAAGUAAGACGUUUGGUUGAUAUUAUGAAUUAGGCAUCAGGAAAGUUUUGGCAUGCUCUAACUGAGAUUAAAAAUACUUAGCCUGUUCCAUAAAAUAUGUUUUAAAUUCGCUACAGCAUUUUCAGAUUAGACAGAAAGCUGUAAGAAGUGCAGCGUUACAUUAAAUGGUUGAGUUUACUUUUAAACAGAUUUUUAAAAUCAAAUCUAAUCUAAUCUUCACUGUUAUUGUACAAAUAUCACAGAUCACAAUGUCUACAGGGGUUGUUGUGGUAACAGUGUAGGUGUCGGUAGGACCCUAUACUCCCAUCAUGCUGGAUUUGACAUCAUCAUUGUAUUUUGUAACAUGUUUUAAGUGACCAGAAAGUUGGGACUGAGACACAUCUAUACAAAUCUGAUUGUAUUUACAUUUAAAACCACUUUCGAAUGUGGUUUAAAUCUGAUUUGCUCAAUUUUAAAAGACUAUCAAAAAUCAAUCUGUAAGCUUAGAUUUCCAGUACUUUGUCUAAGGGUGAGUUUUCAGUGAAGUUUUUCCAGCACUAAGGCUGGGUGCAGCAGCAUUAGCAUUAGCUAGCAUUAGCCUCUAACUGCAGCGCUGGUGGGAUGUAAAUGCCACCUGAUAGUGCUAGACUGAGGAAUCCUGAGUGUUUCAGUAACCCAGGGGUGAUAUUAGCUUGUGGUUUUUUCCCAUGUUGCUUGUUUUAACAUGGUAAACACGCAGACUACAGUCUGAUAUACUCGCCUCUGAAUGACGAAAGUAAGCGGCUAAUGCUAAUGCUUAUAAUGCUGUAUUUAGCGGAGUGACUUUACUGCUCAUUAUAACCCGAUAAUAAGGCGCAUUGACAAUUUUGCCUUAUAAUGCAAAAAAUACGGUAUAUAAAAUUGGAUUUUAAUAAUCUUUUCCGUCUUCACAGAGGGCACCUAUUCCUGAGAAUGCUGUUUAUUUAUUCAUGUUUCUUUAUGUAUGUUGUUAUUUAUUCAGAAAUGCUCUUAACUUACAGAAUUAUACAUAAUGCCAACAUUUUAUUUGCAAAAAAUUAUUUAUUUAGUUUUAAAUUUUAAAGAGUGUCAGAUUAUAUAUUCAAUAAAAUGUAACAUAAACAGUGACUUAUGGACUUGCAGCCUGUUUUAAUUAAGAUUUUUUUAUAUUGUUUUUUGUUAAAUUGAAUUUAUUAAUUAGUGCUUAAAGUUUAAGUUCUUUAAACGAGAGAAGUGAAGUGAAGGAGAGCAUAUUAGCCAAUGAAAGGAAAGGGGAGUAAGCUGGAGGGGCAAGACUGGGUGGGAAUCUCUUUUUGUAUGAACAGAGUGUAAACAUCAGCCGCUGGUCAGAAACCAUACAUUCCUACUGAGAGUCCUGGUGAAAGCAUCUCAACAAUCUGUUUACUGUACAAUGCUGUAUUUGUGCAUCUGUAUGAAUGCGUGUGCGUGUGUGAGAGAGAGAGAGAGAGAGAGAGAGAGAGAAAGAGAGACAGAGAGAGUGUGUAUGUAAAUAAGCACCGUGUCCUUAGUCUUACUGCAUGAUAAGACGAGUCUGCAGGGUUGUAGAAACUUUAAAAUAAGGGUAUUAGAAUUAGCAGUGCUGAGACUCGGGGGGUGUUCAUUAUGAUCUCAGUGAAAUAAAGAUUCUUUCAGAAA
This is a messenger RNA of Astyanax mexicanus (Mexican tetra), 2975 nucleotides long. It is a transcript of the gene syngr3b, whose product is annotated as synaptogyrin 3b. The record is from RefSeq and is a predicted model, not a curated record. The coding region runs from base 63 to 773 and encodes 236 amino acids. Gene Ontology annotation, cellular component: neuromuscular junction; synaptic vesicle membrane. The transcript is spliced from 4 exons. NCBI's taxonomy places the organism in Eukaryota, Metazoa, Chordata, Actinopteri, Characiformes, Acestrorhamphidae.